Messenger RNA from Tarenaya hassleriana, 856 nucleotides. RefSeq lists its product as uncharacterized. Gene Ontology annotation, cellular component: mitochondrion. Lineage: Eukaryota; Viridiplantae; Streptophyta; Magnoliopsida; Brassicales; Cleomaceae. Gene Ontology annotation, biological process: protein stabilization; protein folding; protein import into mitochondrial matrix. Gene Ontology annotation, molecular function: protein-folding chaperone binding; zinc ion binding. The transcript has 4 exons. The coding region runs from base 88 to 717 and encodes 209 amino acids. The record is from RefSeq and is a predicted model, not a curated record.
GAAACAAAAAGGAAGUGUUGUCCGUCUGAUCCUCAGAGCACAUAAAAAAAAAUCUUCGUCCAGUUCUCUGUUGUCUGUAAUUCAGCCAUGGAAGCUGCUGCCCUGAGCUCCUCCGCGACGAUAGUUUCCUCGUCUUCUCCAUCGCUCUCGAUCUUCUCGCCGACGAAGAGAACCGACUCGCUGAAACCGAGAAUCGUCCGGUUUUCGAAGAACAACGACAAGGAAUCCGAUCUGCAAUCUGAAUCGAAUUCAUCGAGCCUCGUCCCUCUCUUCGGAUACCGGACCCUCUCGAGGGAUGAGGCUAUGGGAUUGGUGUUGAGCUCAGCUUCAGUGAGAGGAUGGACAACAGGUUCGGGCAUGGAAGGGCCGUCGGUUCCAGCCGGGGCCGAGGAAAGAUCAGUGACGGAGAACGUAUCGACGUUUCCAUGGUCGCUCUUCACGAAAUCACCCCGCAGGAGAAUGCGUGUAGCCUUCACUUGCAACGUUUGUGGCCAAAGAACCACUCGGGCCAUCAAUCCUCACGCUUACACCGAUGGCACCGUUUUCGUGCAGUGCUGCGGAUGCAAUGUAUUCCAUAAGCUUGUGGACAAUCUGAACUUGUUUCAUGAGAUGAAGUGUUACGUGAACCCGAGCUUCAAUUACAGAGAUCAGAAGACGGACAUAAGCGGGUUCAGGCUCUUCGACAUGGACGACGACAAAGACGUCUUUGGAAUCUAAAGAGUACUUGUUGAUUAUACAUUGUCCUUGUGAUUAUACGGGCGUGGUGUUGUAUAUCUAUCUGUACAUAGCUACCUUCUCAUACCAACUUAGACAUCAAUAAUAAAUUCAGUAAGAGCCGUGAAUUUAUUCGGCUAUC